UCAUGUCGACUACUAUCCAACAAGGCCUGCGUCCUCUUUUUCUUACGUGUUUCAUUCUGGGUUUAGGCGUGUAUCCCAUAAAACAACCAAACAAAUCAAGAUUUUAUAGAUGGAUUGCAUACUUAAGUAUUCUAUAUUUUUUGGUGAAAUGGUUUGUUUAUGGCUACGUUUUUUUCUAUAUGUUCACCGUUUUUCCACCGAAAAUCUUAUUUCGGAGCAAUUUUACUAUGAUAAUUAUAACAACGAUUAACCAUUCUACUGCAAUUAUGUUUGCAUUUUUAAUUUUUUAUCAUCAAAAGCAUGUCCGAAAAAAACUCCGAGGUGUUGAACGCAAGUAUUUUGGCCACCAUGCGAUGGUGUUUUGAGCAUAUUCGUAAAGCAACAAUAUUCAAGUUUUAGUUCAAAUGUUGUGCAGACUGUGCUCAACAACCGGUUCCCAGGAAAAUGAAUAGGCAGAAGUUUCAAAUAUAUAUGAAGAAACUUGCCGCAGUGGAUGAUACUUUAGAAAAGCUAGGCACUCCAAAGACGUAUCGAAAAUUGCAUAUGUUAUCAAGAAGAGUGAUAAUUGGAUGGAUUGUGUAUAUUCUUAUCAUAGAUAUUUACAAUAUAAUGUGGUGGUCCAACAAUUUAAAACAAGUUUCUUGGGGAAUUCUUUUAUUUCCCAUAAUGAAUCAUUCUACUCAUAUUAAUGAAUUCACAGACUUAAUAUUUAUCUUCUUGUUGUGGUAUAUCGGUGUCAGAUUUGACAAAACAAACGACCAUCUGCAUGGUUUAUUGUUAAAAGAAGAGCAUGGACUUAAGUAUAUGUGGAAGAAACCUGUUGUUAUUCGUGGAUAUUUUUUGCAUAGACAUAAUUACAAGCGGACAUUCUGGACCUCAAUGCAUCUUCAUUUAAAAUUAUGCCAUAUUGCUCGUGAAUUUAACGAGAUAUUUGGAAUACAAAUAAUUUUUGAAAUGGUGCAAUUCCUUGGAAACUUAACAUCAAUUUGUUAUUAUAUCUGGCGUACAUUGGAACAGAAACAUCAUGAUCACAAAAAAUUACUAUUAAAUUUUUUUCGCUUUAGUUCUUCGUUUUUUGCACGUUUAAUCAGACUUUAUGCGGUAAAUCAUAUUUGUGAAAGUGUUAAGAAUAAGGCUAACAAUAUUGAUAAAGUAAUUCAUCAAUUGACAAAUACUCUUCGAUAUGCUGAUAUCUGGAAAGAGAUUGAUUUCUUUGUUUUGCACGUAAUGCAACAUCCCCUGAAGUUUACUGGAUUGGGUUUCUUCUAUCUUGGGAAUCAGUUUCUUCAAAAGUUUUUCACAACAAUUGUAACGUUUGUGAUUAUUAUGGUACAGUUGAAUGUACAUUCAUAUUCUGAUACUUACAAUUAGCUUUUAAGAAUAGGAGUAAUAAAAUUGCUCGUUUAGUUAAGAAUCGCAGCAUCAAAAUUACUUUUUGCAAUUAUAUCAGUAAAAUGUCAUUUAGCUAAUGUAUUAGUUAAAUAUGAAGGAAUAUUAAAUUGCAUC
Molecule: messenger RNA, 1506 nt
Organism: Linepithema humile (Argentine ant)
Lineage: Eukaryota; Metazoa; Arthropoda; Insecta; Hymenoptera; Formicidae
Source: RefSeq, a predicted model, not a curated record